AUGUCUUCUUCUCCUGUUGUUGUUAUCGGUACCGGUUUGGCCGGAUUGGCCACUGCCAACGAAUUGGUUAAUAAAUAUAAUAUUCCUGUAACUAUCCUCGAAAAGGCAUCUUCCAUUGGUGGUAACUCCAUCAAGGCCUCCAGUGGUAUCAAUGGUGCCUCCACUGAGACCCAACGCCACUUCCACAUCGAGGACUCGCCACGUUUGUUCGAGGAUGACACCGUCAAGUCUGCUAAGGGUAAAGGUGUCCAAGCAUUAAUGGGCAAGCUGGCUACCGACUCUCCCUUAGCCAUUGAGUGGCUGAAAAAUGAAUUCGACUUGAAGUUGGAUCUAUUGUCCCAACUGGGUGGUCAUUCCGUGGCAAGAACCCACAGAUCAUCAGGAAAGUUGCCUCCAGGUUUCGAAAUAGUUUCUGCUUUGUCCAACAAUCUUAAAAAAUUGGCCGAAACUAAGCCUGAAUUAGUCAAGAUUCAUCUAGAUAGUAAAGUGGUCGACAUCCAAGAAAAGGACAACUCCGUUUCCGCUAUAGUUUACGAAAACAAAGAUGGUGAAGAGCACUUGAUAACCGCUUCCAACGUUGUUUUCUGUUCCGGAGGAUUUGGGUUUUCCAAGGAAAUGCUUAAGCAAUAUGCGCCUGAUUUGGUGGACCUGCCAACAACAAAUGGCCAACAAACUACCGGGGACGGUCAAAGGCUCUUACAGAAACUCGGUGCUGACAUGAUUGAUAUGAACCAAAUUCAAGUUCACCCCACCGGGUUCAUUGAUCCAAGUGAUCGUAACUCCAGCUGGAAAUUUUUAGCUGCGGAAGCCCUCAGAGGUCUCGGUGGUAUUCUAUUAAACCCUGCCACCGGGAAAAGAUUUGUUAACGAAUUGAAUACAAGAGACGUCGUCACUGAAGCUGUUCAAAAGCAAUGUCCUCAGGACGAUAAUAGGGCCCUUUUGGUCAUGGGUGAAAAUAUGUACAAGGAUUUGAAAAAUAAUCUGGACUUUUACAUGUUCAAAAAGCUUGUACAGAAAUUGACACUAUCCCAGGUGGUUUCUGAAUACAAACUUCCAAUUACUGCCGCACAACUGUCCCAAGAAUUACAAGCAUACUCUUCUUUCGCCACUAAGGCUGAUCCAUUCGGACGUACCGUGAUUCUCAAUGAAUUUGGUACCGACGUGACCCCAGAAACCACGGUUUUCAUUGGUGAAGUGACACCAGUGGUCCAUUUCACCAUGGGUGGUGCUAAGAUCGACGUCAAGGCUCAAGUCAUUGGUAAAAACGACGAACCGCUACUGAAGGGUCUAUACGCCGCUGGUGAAGUUUCUGGUGGUGUCCACGGUGCCAAUAGACUAGGUGGUUCAAGUUUGUUGGAAUGUGUGGUCUUUGGUAGAAUCGCUGCAGAAUCCAUUGCUAAUGACCGUUAA
Molecule: messenger RNA, 1410 nt
Organism: Saccharomyces eubayanus
Lineage: Eukaryota; Fungi; Ascomycota; Saccharomycetes; Saccharomycetales; Saccharomycetaceae
Gene: FRD1
Product: fumarate reductase
Exons: 1
Coding region: 1-1410 (469 amino acids)
Molecular function (GO): oxidoreductase activity; FMN binding
Source: RefSeq, a predicted model, not a curated record